This is a messenger RNA of Jaminaea rosea, 483 nucleotides long. RefSeq lists its product as hypothetical. Lineage: Eukaryota; Fungi; Basidiomycota; Exobasidiomycetes; Microstromatales. The transcript is spliced from 3 exons. The coding region runs from base 1 to 483 and encodes 160 amino acids. The record is from RefSeq and is a predicted model, not a curated record.
AUGAUCCUACCAUACCGUGCCCUUGUACGAGCGCCCUUCGCCUGGCUUCUCAUCGCGUACAGACUUGCAAGCAUUAAUGCGUACACCUUAGGCUCUUGCAACUCCGGCUUACACUGCGAUGACGAGUCCCAUGCAAUCUCGAACGACAACAAUGCCACCACAGUCAACAUUUCCGGAUUCUGUGGGUCGUUCAAGACGGCCGUAGGCGAUGGCUACAUGUGCAUCAACCGCGACUGCUACUGCAACACCGGUCUGCACUGCGACGACGAAUACUACGCAAUCCAGAUCAACGGAAACGUUUCCCAAACGGCCGCCUCCGUUAUCAUCCCCGGGUUCUGUGGUAGCUUCAAGUCCGAGAUCAGUUACGGCUACAUGUGCAUCUUUCGCAACUGCACAGACUGUACGCUCUUCCAAGCCAAGGGGGCUUGCGUGGAGGCUGGGUUGGGCAAGACGUUUAGGAGUUGGUGUAGGAAGAAGGCGUGA